AUGGCUUCGACAAACGGCAUUGACCCUCGCUGGCUUGAUGCCAACGGGGACGAGCCUAUUGCCAUCAUUGGAACAGCCUGCCGGUUCUCAGGUACUGCUACCAAUGAAGACGGUCUAUGGCAGCUGCUGUCAAGCGGCAGGACCAGCUGGGCCAGCAAUGCCAGAAACCGAUUCAAGAUGGAGUCGUUUUGGCACCCUCAGGCUCACCUCGCCGGUUCGACCAACGCUAGAGGCGUUCAUCUUCUCCAACAAGACCCUGCUGUCUUCGACAGUGACUUCUUUGGCAUCAGCGGUGUUGAAGCCAAAGCCGUGGAUCCCCAGCAGAGACUUAUGCUCGAGGUGGCUUACGAGACCUUUGAGAAUGCCGGCAUUCCCAUAGAACAAUUGGAAGGCUCCAAUACUGGCGUUUUCUGUGCCGUAUCCUAUACUGAUUACGACCAAAUUCUUGGUCGGGAUCAAGAGACAUCACCAAUGUACCGUUUCACGGGAACAGGACCCUCUCUCACAUCUGCCCGUGUGUCGUAUGCUUUUGACUUGCACGGGCCAAGCAAGUCUGUCGACACGGCUUGCUCUAGUGCCUCGGUGGCUUUACACGACGCCAUCCUGGCCCUGCGAGCUGGUGAUGCUGACCAGAUCCUGGUGGGGGGCUGCAAUCUGAUUCUAGACCCUGACAAAAUGUCCAUCAUUUCAUCCAUGUCCUUCCUCUCCCCUGACGGGCGAUGCUAUUCUUUCGACGAUCGCGCCAGCGGGUACGCCCGAGGCGAAGGCGUUGUUGGCAUGCUCCUCAAGCCCCUUAGCGCAGCCCUCCGGGAUGGCGAUCCCAUUCGAUCAGUGAUCCGAGGCAGUGCAGUUGUGUCCGAUGGUAAAACCCCGGGCAUCACAAUGCCAUCGCCUGACAGCCAAUAUGCAGCUAUUCAGCGCGCGUACUCGGUAGCUGGGCUUGACCCCAAAGAGACCGUUUAUGUGGAAGCACACGGCACCGGUACGAACGCGGGAGACAAUGUCGAAGUCACCGCGUUUAACAAAGCGUUUUGCUCAGACAGGUCUGGCAAGCUCAUUAUCGGCAGUGCCAAGUCCAACUUGGGACACACCGAAUGCGUGUCAGGCUUGACUGGCUUAUACAAGGUUCUGUUGAUGCUUGAGAAGGGCGCUAUUGUCCCGACUCCCACUUUUCAGAAUGCCAACCCUCGGCUGCAAUUGGAGGCGAGAGGGCUAGAGGUUGCAUCCAAGCUCCAAGAGUGGCCAGAGGGAACAAUCCGCCGAGCAUCCGUGAACGGAUCCGGAUACGGUGGCACCGACACCCAUGUCAUUCUUGAAGCCUGGUCACCGCCAGCCAAGGCGAUUAACUCAACAUCACAGCUUGAGUUGAGAGGACCUCGUGGUGCGGCUGUCGGUGAGACCCCCUAUGCCAGCCCAAAGGUUUUUGUGUUUAGCCACCAGCGAGAAGAUGGCUUCUCCAAGUUGGCUGAUUCAUGGAAGAAAUUCAUCAUGGAGGCCAAGGCAAACCACAAAGAGCUGUCCCUAGACGACUUAGCCUAUACGCUGUCGUCUAGGCGAACCCGAUUUGCACAGAGAGCUUCAUUCAUUGCCUCUAAUGUUGACCAGCUCCUGGACGGCAUCAAGAAGAUUGAGCUUGGGUCAAUUCGACCUGUUAAAGCACUUAGCGAUUCGCGAACGUGCUUCAUCUUCACUGGCCAGGGAGCGCAGUGGGCUCAGAUGGGCUUGGAACUCUUCUCCGCCUAUCCUCUCUUUUCCGAGUCGAUGCGUACCUCUGAGAGGGAGCUCAUUCGACUGGGCGCAACCUGGCGCUUGAUCGAUGAGUUGAAGAAGCCCAAAGAGGAGUCCCGUAUCAACGAUGCCGAGUUGGCUCAGCCAUGCUGUACCGCAAUUCAGGUCGCAUUCGUAGACCUCCUUGCCUCGUGGGGCGUGCAUCCCGACGUGGUGUGUGGCCAUUCAAGUGGUGAGAUUGCGGCGGCAUACGCUGGUGGAAGCUUGACUGCAUCAGAAGCUAUCAAGGUGGCUUAUCACAGAGGCAAGUCCGUUUACUACCUCAUGCUGAAGAAGGGCACGAGGCAGGGAGGCAUGCUUGCUGCAGGUCUGUCGGAGACCGACGCGCUCAAGUAUACCUCCAAGUACAGCGAGCAAGCAGUCAACGUCGCAUGCAUCAACAGUCCCUCCAGCGUCACGAUAUCAGGUGACGUGUCGGCUAUUGAGGAGAUUUCUACCAAACUGGAGGAAGACGGCGUCUUCAACCGACGGCUGGCUGUCCCAGUGGCCUACCACUCUUUCCACAUGGCUGCCAUUGGAGAGUCGUACGGCGCAGCACUGGAAAACCUCCAACCUCGCCAAUUCAAGCCAAGUGUGCGCAUGAUAUCCUCCGUCACUUGUGAAGAGGUUGACGGCCGAGAGCUGGAUGGCGACUACUGGGUUCGCAACCUGCUGCGUCCCGUCCGCUUCGCGCCAGCCUUGGCCAAGCUCCUCAGCCUCCCCGUGAAGGGCAGUACAUCGUCUGCAUUGCCGCCAACUGUCCUGGUUGAGCUUGGCCCUCACCCGGCACUGCAGGGACCUGCUACUCAGACGGCAAAGACCGUCGGAGGGCUCCCUCCCGUGAACUACUUCUCCUGCCUGAAGAGAAAGGAGGAUGCAGUACAGAGCGUGCUCACGCUUGCGGGUGGCCUGUUCAACUAUGGCCUCCCCAUUACGCUGACGGGUGCCAACAAUCCUCUGGGUGCUCCCACCAAGGUGUUGAGCAACCUGCCGUCGUAUAACUGGAACCACGGCAAGACGCACUGGAACGAGUCCCGGCGCAGCCAGGCGUACCGCCUGCGAAAGUUCCCCCGCCAUGAUCUUCUUGGAUCUGCAGCUGCUGAUAGCAUCAGUGCUGAGCCGUCUUGGAGGAUGUUCGUUCGGCUUUCCGAAAUCCCGUGGGUCAGAGAUCAUUGCAUCGACGGCCAGAUUGUCUUCUCUGCGGCUGGCUUCCUGACCAUGAUUGUGGAAGCCGUAAAACGCCAGUCCGUUGUAGCUCAGCGGCCUUGGAAGAGAAAGGUGAUUGAGUUCAAGCAAGUCGUCAUUGACAGGCCUCUCCUUGUCCAGGAGGACGCCUUUGGUGCCGAGGUUUUCAUUCUUCUCCGACCUUACUCGGUGACAGCUCGUGAUGCGAGCUCGAAGUGGCAGGAGUUCCGAAUCUACAGUGUCUCUCAGAACAACGAAUCUACAGAGCACUGUCGGGGCUUGAUCGGUCUGUCGGAGAACAAGGGCAAGUUGGGAAGCCCCUCGGAAUUUGCAGCAGGUGGUGCUUGGGCGCAGCUUGAAUCUAAGCAGUUAUACAAGAUCCUCAGCAGCUCCGGCAAUGGUUAUUCGGGCUGCUUUGCCAACCUUGAUAAAGUCUCAGCCCGGGCCUGGGAGUCCAACUGCGAGCUGACUGUUCCUGAUGUCAAAGCUACAAUGCCCGCGGGCCACCAAGAGCCGCACCACAUCCAUCCCACAACACUCGAAGGCUGUUUGCUGGCAUGCCUUCCUGGUGUGAGGCUUGGCCAGGGCUUGGACGGCCCUCAGGUCGUCGCCUCUAUUGAUGAGCUCUGCAUCUCGACGGAUAUUGAACUUCAACCAGGGCACAAGCUUUCACUUACGGCCAAGUCAAGUCCACAUGGAUUGAGACAGCACAUUUCGGACAUUUUUGCAACGGAUAGUGCAAAGAAUGUCGUCGUUCGAGUUGGUGGAAUCAAGUUCUCGUCACUGGGAAGCUACCAAGAUGAGGCAAAUGUUGUUGAUGAUCCUCUGUGUCAUCAGGUCGAGUGGCUCAUGGAUCCCUUUUCUUCGUCCAGUGAAACACUGGCCGCUUACUGCCAGAGAACACUGGAUCCCAAUGCUGGGCAACCAAGAGAGACUUACAACUCAAUCUCUCAGGCUGCCGGAGAUGAGUGCUUCAAGAGAUGCUACGCACAGCUUGCCGAGUAUCUCAAGCUGGUGCAGUACAAGGUGCCCAACCUGCGUGUCCUGGAAGUCGGCGGCGGAUCUGGCGCCUUGAGCUCUGUGCUCCUUGAGGCCCUUUACGGAGACAAGCGAGACUAUGCUACUACCAAGGGCUCCUAUGUCUUCACUGAUGUCUCCGACGUGUCCAUUGCCGGGGCCCAAGAGGCGCUGAAGGCGUUUGAAGGCGUCGUGGAGUACAAGACCCUCGAUGUAGAGCAAUCUCCGGCUCAGCAGGGCUUUGAGCUCAACUCCUUUGAUGUCAUUGUUGCAUCAAAUGCCCUCCAUGCCACGCAAAGCCCCGAGCACAACCUUGGCAAUCUGAAGAGCCUCCUGAAGGCCGGUGGCCAGAUUGCCUUUGCAGAAGUCGUUGCGCCAUCUCAGCGAUGGGGCCUCGACGGGACCUCCCAAAACUCUCUUUUGUCCACGCCAGCAUGGGAAGACGUCCUCGUCAAGAGCGGCUUUUCUGGCGUGUCACUCGAGUUGAAGGACUUUGCAUCUGACGAGGAGCACAAAGUAAGCCUGCUCAUCUCCAAUGUUGCCAGCUCCGGAGCGAAUGCGGACAUUGGAAGCAUCUCCAUCUUUACCGGACGACAGGGCGGUUUGGCGGAGGAGUUGCGCAGUGGCCUGGCGACUCAAUAUCCUGGCACCGUGGUGUCCACCGUUCCGCUUGCCAAAGAAGCGGCAUCUCCUGGUGCCUACAUCUUCCUUUCGGAUGUUUCUGAGGACUUCUUAUCAGAGAAAGACUGGGAGAACGUCCGAGACAUCCUCAGCAGCGCCACGGCUGUGCUGUGGGUGACGAAAGGAGCCUCCUUGCCCCAUCGCGCACUCGUUACUGGAUUGGCGCGCAGCCUGCGUUCGUCCAGAGCCGACCUGAAGUUCUUCACUUUGGAGAUAGACGCGAACUCAGAGGAGGCUGCUGGCAUUUUGCAGGUAUAUGAGAAGUAUCUGAGCCCAAGUGCUUCUCCCUACUCUGCGUCCGAGUGGGAGCUUGCCAUCUCCGACGGAAGCAUCGUGAUACCGCGCUUGUUGGAGAACAAGGUGGUCAACCACCAGGUGCAGGACACUACCUCAAAGUAUCACCCGCGAGAUGAAGCUUAUACCGACCUUGACCGAUCACUGGGUCUCCGAAUCAACUCCGUUGGAGUGCUGGACUCGCUGUACUGGGCGGAUGAUGAGGUCCAUGCUCAACCUCCCAGCGCAUCGCAGGUCAAGGUUCGACUGGAAAGCUUUGCGCUCAACUUCAAGGACAUGCAGACUAUCACUGGCCAGCUGGAAGGCAACUCUUCUCUCCUCCUUGAGGGAAGUGGCACAGUCGUUGAGGUCGGCGAUGCUUCCCAGUCAAGCCUAUCCGUGGGCGACCGGGUUAGCUUCUUUGCCCCUGAUGGACUGGCUACCGUCAGCAACGUGGAUGUUCGCCACGCUGUCAAGGUUCCGGGAGACAUUAACAGUGACAUUGCUGCUGCGGUUCCGCUGGCCUACUCGACUGCUCUUUAUGCUCUCCGAGACAUUGCCAGGCUUCAGCGAGGCGACAGCAUCCUGAUCCACUCCGGAGCUGGAGCAGUCGGCCAGGCCGCAAUUGCGCUUGCAAAGGCCUUCGGCGUUGAAGACAUCUUUGUCUCCGCUGGAAGCCAAGAAAGGGCAGAGUUCAUCAGCAGCACGUUUGGCGUCCCAGCUGGCCGAAUUGUAUCCAGCCGAGACCUGGAUUUGGGUCAUCGUAUUCUUGAGUUGACGGAUGGCCGAGGCGUCGAUGUCGUUGUCGGUUCUCUCUCUGGAGAUGCCUUCUCAGAGAGCUGUAGCGCCGUUGCUCCCUUUGGCCGAAUCGUUCAGCUUUGCGAGCGAGAUGUCGCCAACAAUGGACGACUUGACAUGAAAGCUCUCCAGAGAAAUGUUUCUCUUUCUGUCGUGAACAUGGGCUUCCUCGCACGAGAGAGGCCCCUCGUGUUCCACGAGCUGCUGGAAACUUCCUUCAGCAUGCUCCAGAAGGGGACGUUGGCUGUGAUUGGCCCGAUUGUGUCGUCUCAUGCUUCCAAGGUUGCAGAGCAGCUUCGCUUGAUCCAGGCGGGCGAUUUCAUUGGCAAGUCGGUGUUCCAGCUUGACGCCAGUCUGCCAUUGAAGAUUCAACCCCAAAAGCCGAAGCCUGCGGCCCUGCGAGAGAACAGCUCUUACCUUGUCGUCGGUAAUGCUGGAAAGCUGGAUGCAGCAGUCGCCAAGUACUUGGCCAAGCUGGGAGCUCGCCGCUUGAUCUCGUGUCAGGGCUCUGGCAUUGAGGCGGUCUCGGACGAGAUCAAAGGCCUUGGUGCUGACGUUGUCUUGAUCCCCGGCAUCACUUCCAGCCAGCUGUUUGUCGAUCAGAUCCGAGAAGCAAGCGCGGAUGCCCCCAUUCGGGGCAUCAUUCUCGGCGAUUCCGAAGUUUCUGACGCGGACAUCAAAGCUGUGUCAUACUCUCAGUGGUCGACUGCCGUUGCGCUCGCCACCACAGGCAUCACCAGCCUCCAGGAGGCCUUUGGCUCCAACCUUGACUUCUUCAUCCUGCUGAACCGCACCUCUGCUUUCGUGGGUGGCCCUGAGCAAAGCAUCGCCAGUGCCAUUGGCGCAUUCCGGGAUAGCUUCGCCCAGGCCCAGGCCAGCCAGGGCUUCCCCGUCGAGGCGAUCGCCCUCGGCGCCGUGCAGAAGGAAAGCUUCGGAGAUGACACCGAAGACCUGCUCCCUCCCUCCGACGUCCGACCGCAGACGGUGGAGGAAGUCCUCGCCGUGAUCAACUACGCCAUCCAGAGCCCCUCCUCCUCCAAGAGCCAAAUCAUCUGCGGCGCCAGCCAAUUCGCCCCCAAUCCCGCCUCCCCGUCGCAGCAACAACGCCCAGACGCCCGCUUCGCACACGUCUGGUCCCGCGUCGCCCCGCGGGCCUCCUCCAAGGGCGGCGACGACGCCGCCUUCGACGUGCAAGCCGCGCUGCGCAGCGCCGCCACCGGCGAGGCCGCCAUCGAGGCCGUCUUCAUGGGCCUGAAGCAGAAGCUCGCCAAGCUGCUGGCCGUGCCGACGACGGAGAUCCAGCCGGACCGCGCGGUGUCGAGCUACGGCGUCGACUCGCUCGUCUCGGUCGAGCUGCGCAACUGGAUCACGGGCUACCUGGGCGGGCACGUGCAGAUGCUGGAGCUGAUGAGCUCGAUGGCCAUGGUGCAGCUGUCGGAGGUGAUUGCCAAGAGGUCCCGGCUGGUGCCUGCGAGUGUCUUUGGGGGUGCGGAGGAGAAGAAGUAA
Molecule: messenger RNA, 7227 nt
Organism: Trichoderma citrinoviride
Lineage: Eukaryota; Fungi; Ascomycota; Sordariomycetes; Hypocreales; Hypocreaceae
Product: polyketide synthase
Exons: 9
Coding region: 1-7227 (2408 amino acids)
Biological process (GO): secondary metabolite biosynthetic process; fatty acid biosynthetic process
Molecular function (GO): 3-oxoacyl-[acyl-carrier-protein] synthase activity; phosphopantetheine binding; fatty acid synthase activity
Source: RefSeq, a predicted model, not a curated record